GCUUUUUAGAUGGGGUCAGCGACUCCCGUCUGAAAGCUGGAAAGAAGUUGCUUAGAUUUGGCCAUUCUAUUACAUACAUAAAAGUUUAUUUACAGGUGAACCAGCCCAUUAAUAAUUAGUGGGAUGCCCAAUGAGAGUCUGUGGUGGAAAUAACAAGGAGAUUCCUUUAUCUGGCAUUAAGUUGUGGGGGUGGGUGUAUAUAUUUUAUUAGUAUGUAGUGGCUGAGGGAAGAACUCAUUAGGAAUCGAUACUCAAAUGAAAAGAACAGAAAUGGAAAGAGACAGAGAAAGACAGCACUGGGACUGGGAUUGCCCUCAGACUCGGCUACAGCUAGAAGAAUUGUUUUUUAGUGAACAAGGCUACAUCAAGACUAAUUUUGAAGACCGCAAGGAGUUUUGGGUGUUUUUUGACCGCUUUCAAAGAUUCCAGAAGAUGCAGAAGAGAGAUGGGAGAAGCAAAGAGAGGAUAGAUAAGGAAAAAUGUAGCCAGAAUUUAAAGGACCUGCCUAAAGAGUAUGACCCAAGAUAUCGUAUUAACCUUUCUAUCAUCCAGAGCAAGGAUGUAGAGAAGUCUAGACGCAACCGGGAAUAUAGAUCGAGAGAUUGUAGAGCCAUACCAAGGGAGAGGUUAGAGGAAUUCAAGAUGGCUGUUCUGCACUAUUUUGAUUUUACCCAGAAACAAAGCUUUGCAAAGCUUGUCAAGCUUCGCAAGGAGAGAUCGAGCUUGCCCAUCUUUCAGUACAUGGAUAAGAUAAUCAGUAUGGUGCGUGAACAUCAGGUGGUAGUGGUGGCUGGGGAUACUGGAUGUGGAAAGUCUACUCAAGUACCACAGUACCUUUUGGCAGCUGGUUUUGGACAUAUUGCUUGCACUCAGCCACGCCGUAUUGCCUGUAUUUCAUUAGCCAAGCGAGUUGGAUUUGAGAGCCUUAAUCAGUAUGGUUCAAAGGUUGGGUACCAAAUCCGAUUUGAGAGCAGCCGAUCACCUGCUACAAAAAUUGUGUUCCUAACUGAGGGCCUCUUGCUACGUCAUAUCCAAAGGGACUCCACGCUUCCUCAAUAUCAGGUCAUUAUUGUGGAUGAAGUUCACGAGAGGCACCUUCAUAGCGACUUUCUGCUCGGUGUCCUACGUCAGCUACUUGUUCUGCGUUCAGACCUCAAGGUCAUACUUAUGUCUGCCACCAUCAACAUCAAACUUUUCUCUGGAUACUUUGACCAGGCACCGGUACUGCAGGUUCCUGGCAGACUCUUUCCAAUCCAGGUAAUAUACAAACCAAUCCCCCAGGAGGAGGCAAUGUCUAAAUCAGAGAAGCUGGAUCCUCGGCCAUACCUCCAAGUGCUGCAGGCCAUUGACCACAAAUACCCACUAGAUGAGCGUGGUGAUCUGUUAAUAUUCUUAAGUGGAGUGACUGAAAUCAGCAGUGUUCUAGAAGCAGUGCAGGUGUAUGCCACUCACACUCAGCGCUGGAUUGUGCUCCCAUUACACAGCACACUAGCAAUUGCAGAUCAGGACAAGGUCUUUGACUUGGCUCCUCCAGGUGUCAGAAAAUGUAUUAUCUCCACUAACAUUGCUGAGACAUCGGUCACAAUUGAUGGAGUAAGAUUUGUUCUUGAUUCCGGUAAGGUGAAGGAGAUGAGUUUUGACCCCAAAGCAAAGAUGCAGCGUCUGCAGGAGUUCUGGAUCAGCCGUGCAAGUGCAGAGCAAAGGAAAGGCAGAGCGGGAAGGACAGGGCCAGGGGUGUGUUAUCGACUCUAUGCAGAGUCAGAUUAUGAUGCUUUUUCUCCAUACCCUGUCCCAGAAAUCCAGCGAGUGGCACUGGAUUCCUUGGUUCUUCAGAUGAAGAGCAUGGGCCUAGGUAAUCCUCGACAAUUCCCCUUUAUUGAGCAGCCCCCAAUGUCCAGCACUGAGACAGCUAUUUUCUACUUGCGAGACCAAGGGGCACUAGACAUAAACGAGGAACUAACGCCUAUUGGGACACUGCUUGCCAAACUGCCUGUUGAUGUUGUCAUAGGAAAAAUGCUGAUCUUAGGCUCACUUUUCAGUCUAGUGGAACCAGUUCUGACCAUUGCUUCUGCCUUAAGUGUGCAGUCUCCCAUUCUGCGAAACUCAACAAGCAACCCAGAGUGGGGCACUGCCAGAAAGCCCCUGGAGAGUGAGCAUGGGGACCCCUUUACACUGCUUAAUAUUUUCAACGAGUGGGUCCAGGUUAAGGCAAGUCGGAGCAGUAAUUCUAGGAAGUGGUGUCGACGCCGGGGACUAGAAGAACAAAGGUUAUAUGAAAUGGCAAACCUCCGUCGCCAGUUCAAGGAACUUUUGAAGGACCACGGGCUGGUGGAAGAGAAUGAAGGUCACAGAGGAGAUCGGAACAGUCGCCAGCGACAGCAUAGAGAACGCAAGGAGCUACACCAACUCAAAAGACAGCAUGAACGGGUGGAUAAAAGAAAACGUAAAAUGUUAAAGCUACCGGAUGAGUGUGCUGGGUCCUCUAGUGAUGGAGAAGAACAGGCUCACACUGAUAGAAAAGACAGCAUAGAUAUUCAGGAUGUAAAAUUCAAGUUAAGGCACAAUGUGGAUGAAUUGCGUGCCUCUUCUAGUACGGGUCAAGACCUCUCCAGCCAGGAGUUAUCAUUAUUGAAGCUGAUUGUGUGCCAUGGUUUGUACCCACAACUAGGGGUGCCUGAUAGCUUCAACAGUUGUCGCAAGGACUCUGACCAGGUUUUCCAUACAAAGAAUAAACAGGGAGUCGUUCUGCACCCAACUUGUAUCUUCUCCAGCACUCCUGAGCUACUGCAGGUGAACAGCGUAGAGGAAUCUGCUGGGAACGAUUCUGAAAACAAAGGUCAGAGCAGCAGACACCAGAUUGUGGCAUUUGUCUCUCUGCUGGAGACAAACAAACCUUACUUGGUAAAUUGUGUGAGAUUGUUAGCUCUCCAGGGCUUUCUACUCUUGGCCCGAUCCAUUGACACCAGUGCAGACUGUUGCCGUCUUGUGUGUGAUAACUGGAUGGAGAUGAACGUGGACAAUCCUGAAAGUGCUUUGUGUCUGAUCACAGAAGCAGUUCAGUUGAGGGUGGCCUUAGAGAAACUCCUCAAAUCUAGGCUGGAAAAGCCUUCUAGAAGAAAGGACUGCGCAGAAGACGAUUCUAGGACAGCAAGGCGAGAGGCAGAGCGAUUAGGCAGACGCUUGGUGGAUUACGUGAGGCCAGAGGUGAUUUACAGUAUGCGGAGGUUAGCUGCCCUAGAGGCUCAGAACCUGUAUGUGGGACCUCAAGCUCUCGGUUCUGAAUCAAGUCUUCCUGGGGUGUUCAGUGGCGUGGACAUGAAACCAGAUCUUGUAAAAGGAGGAUACAGUGUGACGAGUUUCCUUACAUAUAACUGCCUUGCGAGCGAGACUGAUUUCUACAGUGAUUGUCUGCGUUCCUUCUGGACCUGCCCACGUUGUGGUCUUUAUAUGCCUUUUACUCCAAUAGAAAGAAUGAGCCAUCAGAACAGCUGCAUGGCAGAGGAGACAUCAGAAGGGCCUGGGGAACAGGACAACAAGACAACUUCAGUGACCUCUUUGCACAGAAACUAUCAUUGCGACAUAUGCCAGAAAGACUUGAUGUUGACGCCAACCGAGAUCCUCAAACACAAAAGACAGCAUCUUAAUAGUUCAUGAAAUGCAAAUGCAUUCAUAGGCCUGUUGUGUAUUUGUUAAUAUUUGCUCUGUUAAUGACAUAUUAAAAUUCUUACUUUUUAGUGUA
Molecule: messenger RNA, 3739 nt
Organism: Xenopus laevis (African clawed frog)
Lineage: Eukaryota; Metazoa; Chordata; Amphibia; Anura; Pipidae
Gene: dhx34.L
Product: DEAH-box helicase 34 L homeolog
Exons: 17
Coding region: 256-3654 (1132 amino acids)
Molecular function (GO): hydrolase activity; RNA binding; nucleic acid binding
Source: RefSeq, a predicted model, not a curated record